Molecule: messenger RNA, 990 nt
Organism: Trichomonas vaginalis G3
Lineage: Eukaryota; Parabasalia; Trichomonadida; Trichomonadidae
Exons: 1
Source: RefSeq, a predicted model, not a curated record
AUGAUUAAACAACAGCAACCACAGCAACUUAAGGCGCAAAGCGCCCAGGUCCUUCAGACCAUUACAUACGCCACAUAUGCAUAUAAUUCAAAGACGGCAGAACAAACGCAAAGGUUGAAAUAUGGAGAUUUGGAGAUAGUAUUGAAAAAUGAACAUUUCGAAUUCGUUUGCAAAGGUGGUGCAGUGAUAUCAAAUAUAAAAGAAAUUUUAUUUAUGAAUUCUAAAAUUAAAGGUAUAACGGAUGAUAUAACAUCAAUUCCACCAGAAGAACAGAGAUAUUACGCAUUAAAUGCAUUUCCUAAAGUUUUGAAGAUUGGAAGAUUUAAUUUAAAUGAGGAAUUCAUAGAAGGUUUCCUAAAUGACAUAAUGAAGAAGGCGGAUAAGGAAUAUGUUAACGAUGAGUUAGAGAAGAAGGCAAAUUUGGUUUAUGUUGAUGAAAAAGAUAAUGAAAUUAAAGAAAAGGUUGAAUGGUAUCAUGAAUGGACAUUUGAGACUUUUAAAGUUAAAGCUGAUACAGGAUGGGUUUCAGGAUGUUUAGACCUUAAAGCAGAUAAAACAUAUGUUAACGAUGAGUUAGAGAAGAAGGCGGAUAAAACAUAUGUGGAUAGUGAGUUAAAUAAGAAGGCAGAUAAAACAUAUGUUAACGAUGAGUUAGAGAAGAAGGCGGAUAAAACAUAUGUGGAUAGUGAGUUAAAUAAGAAGGCAGAUAAAACAUAUGUUAACGAUGAGUUAGAGAAGAAGGCGGAUAAAACAUAUGUGGAUAGUGAGUUAAAUAAGAAGGCAGAUAAAGCAUAUGUUAACGAUGAGUUAGAGAAGAAGGCAGAUAAAACAUAUGUUAACGAUGAGUUAGAGAAGAAGGCAGAUAAAACAUAUGUGGAUAGUGAGUUAGAGAAGAAGGCGGAUAAAACAUAUGUUAACGAUGAGUUAGAGAAGAAGGUGGAUAAAACAUAUGUUAACGAAAUAUACCAAAGUUUGAUAGGAACAAAAAAU